This is a messenger RNA of Amphimedon queenslandica, 243 nucleotides long. RefSeq names its product 60S ribosomal protein L31-like. Gene Ontology annotation, biological process: cytoplasmic translation. The annotation marks the transcript as partial. The record is from RefSeq and is a predicted model, not a curated record. The transcript has 3 exons. Gene Ontology annotation, molecular function: structural constituent of ribosome. Lineage: Eukaryota; Metazoa; Porifera; Demospongiae; Haplosclerida; Niphatidae. Gene Ontology annotation, cellular component: ribosome; cytosolic large ribosomal subunit.
AUGCCUGGAAAAGGAGAGAAGACUAAAUCAGCUCUAAAGGAAGUCGUGACAAGAGAAUACACCAUCCACUUACAUAAAUACAUACAUGGAAUUGGGUUUAAGAAGAGAGCUCCUCGGGCUAUUAAGGCGAUUAAGAAAUUUGCACAGAAACAAAUGAGGACCACUGACGUUAGGAUUGACACUAAACUUAACAAGGAGGUGUGGUCAAAGGGAGUCAGGAACGUUCCAUUCAGAAUCAGAGUG